This is a messenger RNA of Orbilia oligospora ATCC 24927, 1836 nucleotides long. RefSeq lists its product as uncharacterized. The coding region runs from base 1 to 1836 and encodes 611 amino acids. The transcript is spliced from 12 exons. Gene Ontology annotation, biological process: polysaccharide metabolic process. Gene Ontology annotation, cellular component: fungal-type vacuole. Gene Ontology annotation, molecular function: glucan 1,4-alpha-glucosidase activity; protein binding. Lineage: Eukaryota; Fungi; Ascomycota; Orbiliomycetes; Orbiliales; Orbiliaceae. The record is from RefSeq and is a predicted model, not a curated record.
AUGCGCGUCAUCGGUUUGUUCUUUACCGCGGUCUCUGUCACCCUUGCUUGGGCGACUCCGCUUGCCAAGCGUGCAACGCAGGUUUCUUUGAUCAGCCAGUCAUAUAGCGGUGGCACUUUGUCUGGUACCAUCAAGGUUCAAAACAUCGCGUACUCCAAGGUUGUAUCUGUCACUUGGGCAAAUGGGAAUAAUUGGGGCUCCGGAAACACUAUUUCGGGUAGCUACGUCUCAGGUCCCGAUUCCUCCGGUUACGAAGUCUGGGGUUUCUCUGGCACUGCCUCAGGAGCUACUCAGUUCUACAUCACUUAUAAAGUCAACGGCGCCAGUUACUAUGACCCUGGAAACAAUAACAACUACCAAAUCAGUUCGUCACCACAAGGUGUCGAUACCUUCGCUACGAACUCAGGUCUCGACGCAUGGCUUGAUACCGAAGCCUCUUUUGCCCAAGCCGCUUUGUUGAGAAACAUCGGUAGCAGCAACAAUACGAUCGUUGGCCCCGGUGUCAUCAUCGCCUCUCCAUCGACCAGCAACCCGAACUACUUCUACCAAUGGACUAGAGAUGGUUCUAUCGUUAUGGAACACAUCGUCAGCGAGUACCUGGAAAACGGUGCUUACUUGCAGUACAUCAAGGAUUGGGUCAAUGUUCAGAACAUUCUCCAACACACCAACAACCCAAGCGGCAGCUUCACCAGCGGCGGAUUGGGAGAACCAAAGUUCAAUGUGGACAAUUCUGCUUACACCGCAGCCUGGGGAAGACCUCAACGAGACGGACCAGCCCUUCGCGCUAUCACCCUCAUCAAAUUUGCCAAGAAGUAUAUCAAUAUCGACAGCAACUACGUUACCAACACUCUUUGGCCUGUCAUUAAACCUGAUCUCGACUACGUUGCAACAUACUGGAACCAAGGAGGAUUCGAUCUUUGGGAAGAGACAAACGGACCCCAGUUCUUCACCGUUAUCGUCCAAUACCGCUCCAUGAUUGAGGGUGCUGCCUUCGCCACCACGAUGGGUGAUACUACUUCCAAGAAUAAAUACACCGCUCCCCAAGCUAGCAUGAUUUCUACUAUCAACAGCUUUUGGAGCUCCGGAAGUGGUUACUUGAUUGCCAUGCUUGGUGGAUCAAGGAGCGGUAUUGAUUGUGGUACUUUACUCGGAUCAUUGAGGGGUGGGAGCCAUAUCUUCCCUCCAUCUGACUCCAAGGUUCUUGCUACCCUCCAUGGAUUGAUCGCAUCCUUCCAGAGUCUCUAUGGCAUCAAUCAAUCUAGCAACAAGGUCGGAUGGGCAAUUGGCCGUUAUCCCGAGGAUAUCUACGAUGGUGUUGGUACCUCUGCCGCUCACCCAUGGUUCAUUUGCACCACAACCUCCGCCCACAUCAUUUACAAGGCCCUCGCUGAGUGGUAUGCCGCCGGCUCCAUUACUAUCGACUCCACCUCUCUCAACUUAUUCAAGCGACUCACCCCUAACGCCGCCGUCGGCACAUACUCUCUUUCCACCACUGCAGGCAAGGAUUUGUACACUGACCUCUUGACCUACGCCGACAGAUUCCUUGCUGUCGUCAAGCAAUACGCUAAAUCUGCUGGUAACCUCAGCGAGCAGUUCAACAGGGGCAGUGGUGCUCAAGAAGGUGCUAAGGACUUGACAUGGAGUUAUGAGGCUAUCUUGGAGGCUAUCAAGGCCAGAAACGCCGUUAAGGACAAGUUGUCCGCAGUUACAACCACUACUUCUACUACUGCUGCUACAACUACCACUUCUUAUUCUUACCGCACCUCCACCACCACCACUCCUAUUACCUCUGCUUGCGCCCCUACUGUGACUGUCACAGUUACUGUUACGGCCUAA